UUCCAUAACGUUCCCUACUCGGCUACUUCCGCUUCCUGUCUUGCUUCCGCUGACGCCACGCCUGCUUGGUCCGAGCAAAACAUUAUCGGAGAGAUGGACAGCGAGCACCUAGUAAGCGAAGCAGGCAGCAAAGGGGAGCUGUCGGCAUGUGGGAGCACACAGUGGAACCCCAUGUGCUCAGCCGCAAAAAAACGUCCGAAUGAAGAAGAUCUUAGUGAUGCCUUUGAAUCAUCAAAGAAGCUGUAUCCGAUAAACACAGAUUUAAUUAAGAAGGAAAUUAAAGCUGAUGAUGAAGAAGAAGAGAGUGGCUCUGAGGAAGCAUGGCUUAAAGGGUUUUCCUUGUACAUUGAUGAAGUAACUCAGUCAAGCAUUCAAUCUAAUGCUGCUGAUAUCAGCUUAAAUACUUUUGCAGAUGCAGUGUUGGGGUCCAGCACAGAAUUUCAAGGCAAUGAGCAUGCAAGAACAGCUUUUGAUGUUGAUAAACCAUUUCAACCACCUGCAGAACAUGUGCCACCUCAGUGUUUUGGUACCAGGAGACUGAGGUUCCAAAGUGCCUGGUACACAGAUUUCCCAUGGCUCCACUACAGCCCUCAGCUGAAAGCUGUUUUAUGUUUUACAUGUGGGAAGGCUGAGAGCAUGGGCUUACUGGGCUCAUCGAGGAGAAAGGAUUCUGUAUUUACAGCAGUGGGGUUUUCUAAUUGGAAGAAGGCUCGAGAGAAAUUUGGCUAUCAUCAAAAGUCCAAGAGUCAUGAAUUUGCAACAUGGAAACUAAUGCAUGCCUUGCAGAAUCAGAAGAGGGAAGCAGCACUGGAACAACAAAGGAAAGUCCGUCAGGCCAUCCCCAGUAUUUGCCUAAACAAACUUAUUUGUGCUGUACGAUUUUUAAUUCACAGAGGCCACACAUUUCAAAGUCAUGAGUCAAUUGAGGAAAGUUUAUUUGAACUUCUUAAAUUUGUAGGCCAAGACAAUGAAAUGUUCAGAUACUGGCUUCUAACUAAUCAGAAUUUUACUAGUACAGAAGUCCAGUAUGAAAUAAUUAGUUUAAUGAGCCAUGAGCUUAUCAGUUUGAUUACAAAGGAUGUGAACCAGGGCUCAGUGUACUAUUCUGUGAUUGUGGACUGCAUUCAAAACACAGACUCACAACAGCUAAGCCUCUGUUUAAGGUACUUGGAUUCUGAAAUGCAAGCCCAAGAAGAGUUCAUAGGUUUUCUUGAUCCAGUUGAGGAAACUGGGACUUCUGCUGCAAAUCUUAUUCUGGAUAUUCUUGAUCGAAAUUCUUUACCAAUUGAUCUUCUGAGGGGGAUAGCAUUUGAGGCGUCAACCAGCUAUAAGGAAUCAUGUUCCUUGCUAAAACAAAAGCAGUCACUUGCCAUGUUUGUUCAUUGUGGAACACCUUGUGGCAGUUUAUUGGCAAAAGACAGCAGCCAAGCCAGCCCUCUUUUGCAGCACACAUUAUAUUCUGUAAAUGACCUAUUUGAUCUGUUCAGUAAAAGCAUCAAACAUAAGUUUUUAUUUGCUGAAGUUACUCAAAACUUUAAUUCUUCAACCCGAAACCUGGGCUCCUCAAAGUGGUGUGUUAAUUUACCUGUGGUCAAUGCAGUUAUUCAGCACUAUGGGCUUAUUAUUGACGGUCUGAGGGAAAUGAAAUCGAGUACUGGUGAGGGUGGAGUUAAGGUACACUUUGUAUUAGAAAAAGUUAUGGAAGGAAAUACAUAUGCCAGUUUAUUAAUUAUUAGAUCCAUAAUGGAGUCUUUAAAUAUCCUAAAUAUAAAAUUAGAUGAUCAGAACUUACUUAUGUCAAGUACUUUGAAGAAAGUGAAGCUGGUAAAGGAAAUAUUAGCUCGAUUACGACAAGAAGCAACUGUAGUGGAUCUUUUAAGGCAAGCAGAAGAAGCUGUAACUAAAUUUAAUUUGAUGCCUAUUGCCAUCCCUCAGCCACAUCAACUGUCCAGUCAGCUUCAGCAAAGUGCAGAUCAGUUGAGUUUUGAAAAUAAAGGGGAUUUUUUUAAAAAUGAAUAUCUUAAAAUGCUUGAUGCAGCUAUUUCCCACUUAGAAAAUAGGUUUAUGCAACAAGGAUUUAUUGAGUACUGUAAUUUGGAAGAUGUGCUCCUUUGUGCUGGUAAAGGAGGGGAAUCUGAUCGUAUUAUUGAGGAAAAAUUGGCUUUUCUAUCUAAAUAUCCAGAGUUCAAUGUGCGGAUGCUAAAAGUACAGCUUGAAAUGUUUGCACACAAAAAAAGCUUUAGUUCUCUCGCUGAGGCCGUAAGUCUUUACAAAUCAGUCAGUCCUGAGGUCAAGGAAUUUUUCAGUGAACUUGGAAAGCUCUUAAAACUCUUGCUCAUUAUACCUGUGUGCACUAAUGACAGUGAGCAAGUCUGUUGUCCAGUCCAGAGGCUUCGGACUGUGCUGCAGUUCACAACCGCAGAAACUCGAUCUAGUGAUGUUGCUGUCUGCUAUGUGAAUGAGACCCGCUUAGACAAUCUGUGCUUGGAAACAGUUGCUCAUAACUUUGUUCAUGGACUAUAAACAAAGUUUCCUCUAAAGCAAAUAAAAUGGGGUUACAUCAAUAUAAUUAUAAACAAUAAUUUUAUUUGUAUAAUAUUGUAUUUUAAUUGUAAAUAUUUUACUUUAAACUGCUUGCCAAAUAGGGCUGCUAUAAUUGCCAAUGCCACCUUUGUAAUUAAUGUUAUUACAAUAGCAGGUAAACAAAUCUGUAAAAAACAGAUAUAAAAUUAAUUUUGUGCAUGUAAAAAUCCAUCCUCUGCAAGAAGGCACACACAACUAAAUAAUACUUGAACAUCAAAUGCAAAGUGGCAAAAAAACCCAGAAGGUUGGCUCAGUUUUGUAUUUUUGCACAGCUCUGUAGUGUUGUAUAAAAAUGUAUAUAAAUGUAUAUUUUUUUGGCAUAUAAAAAUAAAAGUUACCGGAAUUUUAUGUAAGAAACAGUCUUUCGUUUAUGGAGCUUUACAUGACCAAUAAAUAUAUGAGCAUAAACAAGCUCAUAUGUAAAAACCUGCUUCUUGUAAAUAAACCAUUUUCAUAAAAAUA
Xenopus tropicalis (tropical clawed frog) is the source of this 3045-nucleotide messenger RNA. RefSeq lists its product as uncharacterized. Bases 94 to 2523 code for a protein of 809 amino acids. NCBI's taxonomy places the organism in Eukaryota, Metazoa, Chordata, Amphibia, Anura, Pipidae. The transcript is spliced from 2 exons. The record is from RefSeq and is a predicted model, not a curated record.